Helobdella robusta is the source of this 894-nucleotide messenger RNA. RefSeq lists its product as hypothetical. Gene Ontology annotation, biological process: anatomical structure development. The transcript has 3 exons. Gene Ontology annotation, molecular function: calcium ion binding; collagen binding; protein binding. The coding region runs from base 1 to 894 and encodes 297 amino acids. The record is from RefSeq and is a predicted model, not a curated record. Lineage: Eukaryota; Metazoa; Annelida; Clitellata; Rhynchobdellida; Glossiphoniidae.
AUGAAAUCGUUUUUGGUUUACGCACAAAUUCUUUUUCAGUUGUUUUUAAUUUGCUCGUUGCGUGAUUCAUCAGCUGGAAAGUCGAAAAAAACUGCAACUCCAACUGCUACUGUGGAACCUAUUUUGGUCACGUCAACUCCUCGAAAUUUUUCAUCGAACCGUCCGGAUUUUGUACCUGUUAACAAGAAUAAAUACCAAAAUUAUGUGGUCACCCGUGUUAGCCAGUCAGAUGACAAAAUUUUGACGUUAAAACCAUCUACUAAAUCUAAAAGUAGAAGAAAAUCUCAUAAAAAUCCUGACAAGUUAUUAAGUCCAGUGAACAACACAAAUUUUGUUUCCACAUCUUAUCCUCCUGUGCUAGCUAUGUCCCCAUCUCUCACUACAGCUGCCCAGAAAAAUCCAUGUGCUGACAUAAAAUGUUCAAAGUUUGAAGAAUGUUACAUAAAUAUGCAAAGAUUACCAAUAUGUAAAUGUCCUAAUGUGUACAUGUGCUCCAUUCUACCGAAGGAAUACGUUUGCUCUGUUGAUGGGAAUUCAUUUAAAAAUAUUUGCUUGUUAAAGAUUAAGGAAUGUCAGGAGAACAGAAACAUCAAAGUUGCUCAUAGGGGAAAGUGUUCAUGGAGAGAGAGGAUGAAAAGUAGAAGAGAAGUUGAACAAAAUAAACAAAGAACUAGUGAAAGAAAGAAUAGAAAACAUACUAAAAACAAUAAAAAUCUUGAAAUAGAUCAAUGGAAGAUCAAUAAAAACAAUAAAAAGUUACAGAGUCUAGGUAAAAAGCACAACAAGAAAAAGCAUCCCAAAAGUCAAAAUAGAAAUAAAACAAAUACAUUUGUCAACAGAAAUGAUAGUAAAGUUAGGAAGGAGAAAAAUCAUACCACAAGAAGAUCAAACUAG